AAAAAAGAAAAACUAUAUAUGCAAGUGAAUCUCAAUGGUAGAGUCCCUGAACGACAAAUGCUAACGGCGGAAGAAAGUGGUCCCCCAAAGCGCUGCAACGCGAGAGAGCCUCCUCUGCUACAAUGCGCAGAGCUGGUGCUACCCUACCUUAAUCCUUCAGAACUUGCCAACGUCUCUCUCACCAGCAAACCACUUUUCAAACUCUCUCGCACCAUCACCAUCCGCCGCGCCUCCGACGCUUCCAGAACCUUCGAGACCCUUCCGAUUCCGUUCCUCAACACGGUCGAUUCCCACCCAUACGCUCCCUUCCUCUACACGCGCUCCCUCGUUCUCUCCUCCCCACUCUCCCUCCUGCGCCAGCCCUGGGGCUCUUCGGCAGUUUCCCCCUCCGCGCAGUCUCGCCUUCUUAGCGCCGAGUCAGUGGGCUUCGUCGAUGGCGAGGGCCGGGCCAUGUCGGGCUGCGAGUGCGAGGCGUGCGAUGGCGGUGAGUGUCCUUGUGCUGGCCUGGAUGGGCUGGAUGACGUUGGCAGAGAGUGCGGGCCCGGGUGCUGGUGUGGGCCUGAGUGUGGGAACAGGUUGACACGGAAUGGGGUGGCGGUGAGGGUGAAGAUUGUGAGGCAUAGGAGGAAAGGAUGGGGGUUGCAUGCGGAUCAGUUAAUCGCGAAAAGUCAGUUUGUGUUUGAGUAUGCAGGUGAACUCUUGACAACGAAGGAAGCCCAGAGGAGACAUCAAUACUAUGAUGAACUGGCUUCUCAGGGUCGUUUCUCUUCAGCUCUUUUAGUUGUAAGGGAACAUCUUCCUUCUGGAAAGGCAUGUCUGAGAUUAAAUAUUGAUGCGACAAGAUUAGGAAACAUUGCACGAUUUGUAAAUCAUUCAUGUGAUGGUGGUAAUUUAAGCACAAAGCUAGUUAGAAGUUCAGGAGCUUUGUUGCCCCGCCUAUGCUUCUUUGCUUCAAAAGAUAUCCCAGUAGAUGAAGAGCUUACUUUUAGCUAUGGAGAAAUCAGGAAAAGGUCAAAGGGGUUGCCAUGCUUUUGCAAUAGCCCUUCAUGCGUUGGAACGUUGCCCUCUGAAGACACAUAAGAUUUAUAUACAUUGCCAUUUAAUGAGGUUGGGCCAAAGCUAGGAGAUGUGCAUGGAGGGAUGUUUCCUUGAAGAUAUAUGGUGUGUAAAUGUGGUGGUAAAUGGUUCAAGGAUGAUGAGCUAAGGUGUGGAUGGAGUAGAAGCUCAUGGCCUCUAGGAGAUAUAGUGGUGGUGGUGUAGUAUUUUGUGGCUCCAAGAGAAGUGAUGUCAACUCAAGGAGGAAUGUGACUAGAAGGACCUCUAAGGUUGCUCUAGUCUUGAUCUAGGAAAUGUAUGGCCAAAUUUGGGCAACAUAACAUUAAUAAACUUUCAAGAUGAAUACAUGAGAGGAGACACCUCUAAUUAUAAGCUAAGAGUGUUUCCUAAAAUCCCUAAAAGCAUGGCCUAAAGAAACCUAUAUUACUCCAAGCUAUGCUCCAUGAUGGCUCCAAAUGUGGUUCAGAAGGUAGAGUUUAGACUAUCUUUAUGGACGACUUCAACUCUUCUUGUAGAUGUUUGACCAUGGUUAGGGGGUAUACCAUCUUCCUCUUGAAAAGGAUUUGCUCUCAAAUCUUCAACUUGGGCUAAGGCAAACUUUCUCAUCUUCUUUGGAGUCAUUAUGUCUCUUUUUUGCCGGGGUCAAAUACCCAUCUUAUAACACAAGUUAUAUAAUAAGUGUUAUGAUAGUGAAUAAAUGACAAAUAGAGCUCCUAAGAAUGAUAUACCUUAAAUUAAAUGAAUGAUCAAGGUAUUGAAGAGUAAGAGCAUCUUGAAGCUUUUAUUUGUCUUGUGUUGGAUGUAUAUGUUUGAAAUACUAUCCAUUUCAAUACAAGAGCCAACUUUUAGGGAUAUGUCAUCAUACCCUCUCUUUUGAAAA
This is a messenger RNA of Vigna angularis (adzuki bean), 1936 nucleotides long. Its product is annotated as histone-lysine N-methyltransferase SUVR3. Bases 19 to 1080 code for a protein of 353 amino acids. Lineage: Eukaryota; Viridiplantae; Streptophyta; Magnoliopsida; Fabales; Fabaceae. The record is from RefSeq and is a predicted model, not a curated record. Gene Ontology annotation, molecular function: protein binding. The transcript is spliced from 3 exons.